Molecule: messenger RNA, 786 nt
Organism: Medicago truncatula (barrel medic)
Lineage: Eukaryota; Viridiplantae; Streptophyta; Magnoliopsida; Fabales; Fabaceae
Exons: 2
Coding region: 36-476 (146 amino acids)
Molecular function (GO): zinc ion binding
Source: RefSeq, a predicted model, not a curated record
AUAUUUUCUUCAAAAAUACAAAAUACAAAACAACAAUGACUUCUCGUGUGAGUGCUGCUCCUACAUGCGACUGUGAAGCAAAGUGUGUCAUAUUUAUCUCAAGAACAAAAAAGAACCCAGAUAGACCUUUCUUUAGGUGUCCAUAUUAUGGUCAGAUAAGAAAGACACAUUGUGACUAUUUCAUGUGGGAGGAUGACUUCAUUGCGUCCCAAGCUGCAAUGGUUGAGUUGCAGGAAACCACGAUUGAGAGAAAGAUGGAAGCCAUGAUAAUUCAAAUGAAUAAGGAUAUGAAAGCCAUGAAAAUUCAAAUUAAUAAGGAUAUGGAAGCUAAAAUUAAUGAAUUAAAAAGAGAUACGGAAUACAAAUUUAAUAUAUUAGAGCGGGAAAUUGAAGCCAUGACAUUCCAGAUUUCAGCAGAUGUGGUAGCGUUCGAUAUUAAGCAUCUCUCUUUGGGUGGUUUGAAGGGUUCGAAAUGAUUUUAUCUUUCGAGUCAAGAUUGAAGCUUUCGAUAGAUAAGGUAGUGUUUGAUUUUAAGCGUCUCUCUUGGAGUUGAUUUAUGGAAAAAAGAAAUGGGUGUCCCUUGUAUCUUUUACGAAUGGCAUUCAAAUCCUCUUCUUCGUACUUUUAGAUAUUUUGUGUGGUAUUUUUUUCUUUCUUUCAGCGGAGUACAAUUGAUGUAUUAGACUUGGAUUAUGUGUGUGUUUUGUUUAUAAUCAAAUGUUGAUGUAAGGUUUUUUCUUGGCUAACCUUUAAAAAAAACUCAAUGUCAUUACAUAACUUAAAAAA